UGACAAGGGGUCGUCGGGCGGCAACCUGCCAUCGUAGACGACGAGUUGUGGCCGAUGGAGGAGCACAAGCAUCGGGCGCUUCGUCACCUGCUACGGCGGGCCAAGUGUCCACUGGAGGAGUUUGCAGCCGCCAUGAAGGAGGUGGUGGAGCAGCUGGAGAGCGCAUACCUGGACCACACGCGUACUAGGAGAAUCACGGGGAAGAUGACGACGAUUUCGAGGGAGAUGGAGGAAGAGGAGCGGAGCACAAUAUUGGCGUCCAUGGAGACCACCGCAGGGGCGAGGAAGAGGCAUAGAUGCGAGCUUGGGUACAGGGAUGAAAUUGAUGUGAGUUUGCCAUGUGCAGUACUUAGUUUGUAA
Phragmites australis (common reed) is the source of this 360-nucleotide messenger RNA. RefSeq lists its product as uncharacterized. The transcript is spliced from 2 exons. The record is from RefSeq and is a predicted model, not a curated record. Lineage: Eukaryota; Viridiplantae; Streptophyta; Magnoliopsida; Poales; Poaceae. Bases 55 to 360 code for a protein of 101 amino acids.